This is a messenger RNA of Dunckerocampus dactyliophorus (ringed pipefish), 3019 nucleotides long. RefSeq lists its product as uncharacterized. The record is from RefSeq and is a predicted model, not a curated record. The coding region runs from base 186 to 845 and encodes 219 amino acids. The transcript has 6 exons. Gene Ontology annotation, molecular function: DNA binding; zinc ion binding. Lineage: Eukaryota; Metazoa; Chordata; Actinopteri; Syngnathiformes; Syngnathidae.
UGUUGCUUCAGGAUGACGUCAUGCUCGUUGUUUCGAAUGUCGGCUGCUCCAGCACGGUCGGAGGCCGCUUUGCGCUGAUCGGGACUACAAAACUUCUCCACAGCCCAAAGGUCGUCGAUAGCCUGCCGGUACAGUGACGCUCAGGAAAGUCCUCUCCCAUCCCCCCUUACCCUCUCUGUUGGAGCAUGGCUCAGGAGACCAAUCAGACCCAGGUGCCCAUGCUUUGCACGAUGGGAUGCGGUUUCUACGGUAACCCCCGCACCAAUGGCAUGUGCUCAGUCUGCUACAAGGAACACCUACAGAGACAACAGGGAGGGGGGAGAUCAAGUCCCCCAGGGGAGAAAGCUACAACAUCACCUGCGGGAAUGCCAGGCUCCUCUGACGUCAUGGCAGAGAGCACAGAACCAGCGCCCAGCAUGGAGGCAGGGCGAACCUCGCCCGAGGAACCAACAUCCAGUGUCAGUCCCAGUUCUCCCAGCCCAGUAACUCAACAGAUGACGGCCAUGAGUAUUUCCCAGGAUUCUGGAGCCGUCGACUCGGAUCGAGCAGAGGCCGAGGACGCCGAAGACGAGGGACCAUCUAGCACCUCGGAUCCAGCAGGAGAAGCGGCACAGACCUCUGAUGGAGAGCAAACUCCUGACAAAAACAAGAAAAAGAACCGCUGCUUUUCUUGCCGGAAGAAAGUCGGCCUCACCGGUUUUGACUGUCGCUGUGGCAACCUGUUUUGUGCCAUCCACCGUUACUCCGACAAACAUGACUGUCCCUACGAUUACCGGAGCGCGGCGGCAGAUCGCAUACGCAAGGAGAACCCCAUCGUGGUAGCUGAGAAAAUCCAGAAGUUAUGAAGACUUUGAGUACGGAAAAAAGAACACGCAGAUUUUUUUUUUCCCUUUUUUUUUUUUUUUUUUUUUUUUUACAAUUAACAAGAAUGGUGACACCUGAAUAUCAUGGCUUCAUUUGUUCAUCUUAAAAGCAGGGUGGGGAGGUGAUUAAGCUGCAGCCAGUGUCCAAACGUUUCCCUUACUAGCAUCUCUCUUCCUCCACUCGUGACUGUUUGCGGAUGAGUGGUUUCUGCAUGAUUGUGUGUAUGCAAGUGUGUGGAGAGAGCAGAAAGCGGACUUGCUGUGGGGCGGGUAGGCAUUUCAAUUUCCCCCCUUUUUUGUGUUUUCAUACCAUCCCUGUGAGGUCACUGAUGAGGUCAAUUUAGAACCAUCCAGCAACUAACAAGGAGGAUGUCGUCCAUCACAUCCGUGAGACCUUUUUAAGGGCUUCAGGUUAUUUCUUUGCUCCGACUUUAAAAAUGAUGUCAACUUCUUGUGAAAUUGACUCCCCCCACCACCACCUCCCAUUUCUCAAUAGGGUCGCCACACUUUGGACUUUCUCAAGCAUUUUUCAGCCAAUGUUCACUCUUUGAUAUAUUGACUUAUACCAGGUGCAUGAACAGUUAUUAGAGGGGGGGUAAAGGAGUGAUUGAAUAUGUAUGUUCCCCCCCCUCCUGUUUUAAUGAGCGUAUGACUUCAGAAGAUCUAUAUUAAUAUAUUGUAGUUAGCUCGUGUGAUUGCAUUCUAUUUAUUUUUUAUCAUUUUGGUGGGUUCUGCUGGAGGAUGGGCGGCAUGUCGGCAAAUCGUGAGGUUUGCACUUUUUAAACUGAAUUCCAUCAUGAUUAUUUGUGACCAGAGAUGUGAGCUUGUCAGAAUUGGGAAAUGAAGCACAACAAACUGCAGACAUAGAAAAGUGUGCGUGCGUGCGUGCGUGCGUGCGUGUGUGUGUGUGUGUGUGUGUUGCACCUGCUCAGUUUUGUUCAGCAUCUGGGUCAUUUUCAGUUUCUACUUGAUCCUUAGAGGCUAUCUCGAAUGGCCUUCUCUUGUUUUGUGUGAAGCUCCAAGCACCAGCAGACCACUGACACAUGCUGAAUGAAAACUGACCUGGGUCGCCGCAGUCAUUCAGAUUGUCGCUACUGUUGCUUCUUGAACAAUUUGAAAUAAUUAUGCAUGUGUGCCGCCUAACAUAGGAGUUACUGAAGAGCCACACAGCUGUAGCACAAUGCAUGGCUGCAACUUGGAGGUCCAUUUGAAAGUAAUGUCCCCCACAUGUAAAUAACCUACAGCUCAUAGAAUAAAGAGUGGAAGGGGUUCAAGUGAAGAAUAAGUACUCUGGUGUGUAAAAGUGCUUUGCAUAACUCUACAAGCACUAAUCUCACUUUUAGCACUGCUUUGCCCCUAAAGUGACUACAAUAAUAUUCAAAUAAUCCCUCUUAACUUUUGUGACCAUGCCUUUUAUUCUGUUUGUAGCAUCAUGAUGCUGCCAGUUUGAGGUUUCAUUCUUUAUUGUGUCAAAAUGUAUAAUGCAUUUUUCCAACAAGCCAAUGCUGGAUGUCUUGGGGGACCAGCUGUAUCUAAUACAGGAAGUUCAGGAGUUGGCCUUUUGGACAUUUUCUAAAAUAAUUUGGUCCAAGCUUGCCUAUGGGGUUCAUUUAUUAAAAAAAAAAAAAAAAAAAAAGAUAUAUGAAAGAGUAGUUUGAAUGUAAACCGCCGCAAUUUAUACAUUAAACUACACUAUUGUGUAUUUAGUCAUACUAAGUAAGCCCUGAUAUUGACUGUCUUUGAGUAAAGGAUGGACACCUUUUUUUUUUCUUUUUUUUUUUUACCUUGAGCUACACAUGACUGUUAAGCAUUUCAUACUUAAAUAUGAAUUUUCCUUUCUGUUCUGUUCCUUUUUAGUAGUUUAAAUCAUGCAGAGCUAUAAUUGAUGAUAAUGGCAAAACUGAUGACAGAAGUGAAGAUACAGGAAGACUGAUUGAUUUGAGGUUGAUUUUUGUUCCCUGAAAAUGAUCUUAUUGAAAUCUUCAAUACUGACAAUGAGCAGUAGUUUUUCCUCAUCCUAUUGGCACUCCAGGCCACCACCCCCUCCAGAAAUACCACCAGAUCAUUUUUAUUUUUUAUUUUGAUUUACUUUUCAAGAUUUAGGAUUGUAUGACAUGUUAAAAGUACAAAAAUAAAAUCACAAAGUUUAUUUUAAA